Molecule: messenger RNA, 5702 nt
Organism: Styela clava
Lineage: Eukaryota; Metazoa; Chordata; Ascidiacea; Stolidobranchia; Styelidae
Source: RefSeq, a predicted model, not a curated record
AUAUAUUUCCGUAACGUUUCGUCGUUACAGAAAUAUAUUUGUGUUAGUGUGCAGCAAAACUCUUGAAUCACAUAAGACCAUUGUUUAAUUUGGACUUCAAUUGUUUAAUAUAAAACAAAGAGAGAGAUCUCAUCAAUGUCAUCUCAUUUCAGUCACCCGCUGUUAUUUAAUCAAGAAUUCACUGAUUUUAUUGAUUAUUUAACAUCCGUAACUCCCAUACUCCUAUACUGAUUGAUUAAAUAUGUAUGUAACCGCUUUUCUUGUUGUAGUUGAACUAUGUAUGUCUGAAGAAGUCUGACCUUGGUCAGACGAAACGUUACAGAAAUAUAUUUGUGUUAGUGUGCAGCAAGACUCUUGAAUCACUUAAGUUAUAUAUUUUUUUGUAGUAUAUUCGCAUACACAAAUACGUCUCUAUUUGUUACGAACUCCUAAAUAUUACCAUUUCCACUUUACUUACAAUACAUUUUUUCAUUUUUUUUUUCAUGACAUAGUAAAUAAAAUUAGUUUUUGCAAUGCCCGUGAAACAAAUUUUCAAAUAUUAUUUGAUAUUUCUUAUCGCGUGUAUGGUAGUGUAUUCACUAAAUCGAUAUCGCGUUCAUCCCAUAUCGGUAUUCAAUUCACGAUUCAGAAAUGAUAUCUUAUCCAUUGACACAUACAAGACCAACAUGAAUGGUGGCGUGGAAGCAACCAAACCUUCAACUUGGAUUGAUUUAUUCCCAGAGUUAACUUCUUUGGAGUUCUCUAUAAGCGAAGAAAGACUUGUUAAGUUUCAGAGAAGCACUUGUGCAAAUACAACUGAACUUUUAUUUCAAAGCGACAACUAUUUUCUAGGUGAUAUUUUAAAGGUCACACUAGUAGCAAAGGACUAUGAAGGUAUUCAAAAGCCGUAUGGUGGCGAUUACUUCAGAGCCGUUUUACGCCCCGAAGGCAAGGCCAAAGACGGAAUAUCAUGCGCGAUUGAUGACCAAAUGAACGGUGUAUAUUUAAUUCAAUGUCUCUUGUUGUGGCCGGGAAAGUCCAACCUUCAUGUCCAUUUGAUGCAUCCGAGCGAGAGCGUGCUUUUUCUGAUGCGAAACACAACAGAUACAACUGGUGGCGUGAGAUACAAAACUAAUUUCGUUGACUCCAACGGCCAAAAUGAAUCAUCUAUCUGUGCAAUGGAAUUUGGAAACGAAUACAGCAUCAAUCAACUAUGCAACUAUUCCAAUGCUAAAAAUGGAGAACCUUGGUAUUGCGUUAAACCGCCUUCGGGUGAAUGUAAUGAAAUGGUUUGGCAAGUCAAUGACAAGAGGGAAGUGAAUAUAAUCCCAGAUGUAGAGAAUAACUCGUUCUAUGAUCCCCACCGAAAUUGGAAUAUUCGUAUUCAUAAUGGCAAUAGGCAGAUUUUAGUUGAUGAUAGCAAGAACUUGAUGAAAAAAGAAAGAAAAGGACGUUGUGAUAAAGAGUAUGAGAGCAGCCUGAAUCCAAGUGCGCCAACUGGAUUUAUUGAGAAGACUAAAUGGAAGUCACUGACUUGUUACAAUUCCCAAUACCACACACAAUCCAUGAUAAAGUGUUUAACAAACACAUCAGUGUAUUUUGUUGGGGAUUCAACAAUAAGACUUUGGUAUGAAUUUUAUCGAAAAAAGUUUAGGGCGGAAGAAAUUCUUGACAAGAUAAAAGGAUCAUGGUCUUGCUCCAGAAUAGCAAUUAACAAACUACAUAACAUAACAUUAUAUUAUAAUUCGCACGGCCCACCUUUAAGAAAUCCAGGCCCACCAAUUACCCGACCGUAUAUCACUGAUACACUUGACAAAAUUCAAAGUACCGGCAAUAAAAUUGUAAUACUUUUCACCAUAGGAUUUCACUUCCAAGUUUUCUCGCCCAGAAUACUAAUUCGUAGAAUUAGAGUUAUUAAGACGGGUUUCCUUCAUAUCCUGAAAAGAAUUCCAGGCAUUCGAAUAUUCGUCAAAGGGUUUCACACUCAUACUGAAACCAAGCCUGUCAUACCAAGUGACUGGUUAAGUUAUCGUUUUGAAGUAAUUUUACGAAAUGAAUUCAGCGAAAUGAAGAACGUUACUUUUUUAAGCAUGUGGGAUGCUGCUGCAGUACUUAAGAAUCAAUUCAUACACCCAAAUGGCAGGGAACAAUUAUUGUAUGCUGAUAUAUUUCAAUCGGCCCUUUGCAAAAUUUGAUUGUGUUGUGCGCUAACUUCCAAAUGGUAUGCAAUUCAAUUUUGGAUAGUUUACUUCUCUAUUCAAUCAACAUGUCAUUGAACAAAAGGUUAUAUAUGUAAAAUUGCUUGGACAUUGUAAAGGUAUAUGCAUAAAGAAAUAUUUACAGUAAUAUCAGACCACGAUUGUCAAUGGGACCAGUGUUCGAAUGUUAUGUUCAUAGAAUACUCACUUCUCAAAAUGAUGGUCGAUGAAACCUCAAUAUAUAUACAUAAAGUGUUUUUGCGAAAUUUGUGAAACUUUACCAUAUAUAUAAAGCAACGUCUGAACGCACAUUAAAUCGUUACAUAUACCCUACUUUUUAGAAAAUAUGCAUUACGUUAAAACACCACAACUAAAUCUCAAAGUCAAAAUAAUCUUCAUAGACUUUAAACCUCAAAAAAUCAAUUCAAACCUUCAGAAUAUAAAAUGUUGUUUACUACAAGUUGUUUCUAAUUUAAACCUCAUUUUGUUUCUCGUUUUAGUUUAUACUUCAUCUACAGAUGCCUAAACUCAACUGCCUCAUCGCGAUUCCACAUCAUAUCAUGCCCAUCACUGUUUGGGGUUGCUCAAUUAAUUUUCCAUUCUUUUAUCAUACCGCCCCCUGAAUAAAAAUAAGAAAUUGAAUACAAUUAAAUGUAUGGCUCACUUAUCAUACAUACAUGCCUGUUCCAUAAAUUAUUUAACCUUGAGUAAUUAUAUCAACCGAUUCCGAUGUUAAAGAGCGAAAGAAAAAUAUCUUUAUAAAAUUGCAAGAAUAUUUCUUGGCAUGUUUAUAUGAUAUGAUGCAAAUUUAUAUACGCAAAAAAUUUACCAAACCAAUUCAUCAUCAAAUCAAAAUAUUCACCAAGAUGAGAAUUUGGAUAAUUUCCUUGAAAUUUUGUAAACGACGAUGCAAAUAUCUACAUUGGGGUAUUUUGGCAUUGACUUGGUAUCUCAUUAUAUUUUGGUUGCAUUUUCAUUUCUCUUGCAAUCCUUUUAAAUAUGGAUGUACUUGUUGGUGGCCCUAUUUAUAUCAUUUUCAUUUUUUAUUAUUUAAUCUUUAAAUUUAUUCAAUAUUUUCUUGAGAAAAGCAGCAAUUUCAAUCUACAAUGCAUUGACUUACUUAUUUGUAUCAUACCAAAAUAAAUUCUAUUACUGUUAAUAGGUUUAUUAAUUUUGUUCUACAGCAUAAGAAUAUUAAUAUCCUUGGCAGCAAGGAUGUAUAUGUAUUGUGCAGGAUAAAUGCAAGAUCUUACUGAUUAUUGGCCAAACAUGCAUGUUGUAUAAAUUUAUAUAUAUUUACCGCUCGCUGGUGUUGAAGGUGUUCUUCCGAAUGACAACAGACCCUUGGCAUCUGUGUGUGCGGAACCUAGAUAUGUACUUGCGAAAACUUAUCGUUGAAUGCCGGUCUGUUGAGAGUUCAUUAGGUGCUGCUAAUUUCAAACAAUGAAAGGAUGUCGUUCAUUGUGUCUGGCAUUGCAAUGAUAAUUGCCCCGGGGCUAAUGAUAUCGCCAGUUGGCAGUUUGUGAAAUAUGGAGCUUUUCAGUUUGAUUUUUCGAGUGUGUACUGUGUAGCAUUGUUCAUUCAUUAGAGCUAUCUUGAAUUGCUGUUUAAUGUUUUUUUCCUACUGAAAGCGUUGCGUCCAGGAAGUAAUUGAGAGCGUAUACAACACAGCUUUUAGUCGUCACGCAUAGCCUUUUCUAUGAAGUAGACCGCUGACAUUUUAAGUUGAGCUUGGCAUCCAAGAGGUUGAGACAAUUACUCGAAGGAUAUAUCACGAAAGUUACGGGCCGUAUUGUACAGGCAAUACCAGAACUCAGUCAGACAAUUUUCAUCGCCUAUGAUGGCUUUCGAUGAGCAAGAGGUCAAUUUCAGUAAGGUACCCACAGCUCAGAUUUAUUAUUUUCUGUUUUUAAUGAAUUUUUUAGUGUUUCAUAAUUUUGAUAAAUGGCAUCAAUCUUUUAGUUAUGCUAUCUGUGUUAAUACAAAAUGCGUGUUUAUUCUUCGGGAGCAUCCAAACUCAAAAACUUUUUAUCCAUUCUAUUCGGAAUUACUUUUGGAGCAAUAUUUGUGCUGCUUCUCGCAACUAGUUCAGUUCCGACAACAACGUUGCAGAACAUUAAUUUGAUGUCAAGAAAUGUAAACAAUGGACCGAUCACGCCGACACCUAACGCUUUAGGUUACCUUGUAACCGUUCCGAGGUUGGAGAAGAUUACGAAGAAACAUCAAGUUUUAAUUAGGGACGGCAACAUACGGGUAGCAAAAUGGCCUAAAAGUACUCAGUGGCCUAAACCUUGGAUUAGAGAACCGCAUGAAAACAUGGAUGAAAGUCCUGCAGACUCCAAUCCUAUGAAAGGAAGUUCGUUUACCUGCCAUAUUGGAAAAAUAGCAAGUUCUUUAAAGCCAGCUCUACCUCGGCAUUUUACUUCACGAAGAUUUCACGUCUUACCAAAAAGGUAUACUGCAAUGUUGCCAAAGUCGGACCCGGCACCUUAUUGUGGAACCUCUGGACUUCAUUUUCCGCAAAAUUACUUCGGCAACAAAAGACCACCCCAAGAAAUAUGGAUGUUAUUUGUUGUGAAAAGUGCUCCAUCUUACGAAAGAAAACAGAAUAUCUGUUCGUAAUACAUGGGGAUCUUCAUCUAAUUCUAAUAAAUAUGGUAUAUUUGUGUUGUUCGUGAUAGGAAAAACGAAUGACGAAACAGUAAAUAUUAACUUGCGAAAAGAAAAUCAGAAAUUUGGCGACAUUCUACAAUGCAAUUUUCUUGAUGAAUAUCAUGCUCUUCCUAUCAAGGUGUUGUCGACUUUCCGAUGGAUUCUAGAACAAGAGUUGAACGUUAAAUUUGUUACUAUGACGGAUGAUGAUUGCCUGGUCAAUUUACCUCGAAUGCAAUAUUUCAUUGAUGCUAACGUUACUACUGACCCGGAUUAUCAAAAGAAGGUAUAUUGUGGAUUAAAACUCCUUCACGAUGGAAAACCACACAGAGAAGAAACCAAAUGGGCAUUGACAAUUGAGCAAUAUUCGGGAGAUUAUUUUCCAACAUUUUGCCAUGGUGGUUUAUGGACUCUUUCUCCACGUUUGAUGAAAGGGAUUUACUGCUUAUCAGAAAUAACAGACUUUAGUGAUUUCUUUCUGGAAGAUGUCUUGUUGACAGGUAUUCUGCGAGAAAAGUUAAACUUCAAAGACACUAAUAUUAAGCAAAUGGUUGAAAGAAGAACACCUCGCAACGAGGUAAUGUUGUUUCACGUCGGAAAUGAUAAAAAGUAUAAAUCCUCUGGAUCAAGAAUGUUAUCAGAAUGGAAAAUUAUGAAAAAACGAUGGGAGUCGUCGGUGAAAAAAUAUAUGAACAACAGACACUGUGAUUUUGACUCAUUCAAGUCAUAUUUUUAUUGCUGUUUUGUAUUAUAUAUAUAUCUGCAAAUAUUUGAAAUGCUUAAUUCGUCCGACGGUUAAUUUAACGGUGAAGUUGUUUACUUUUUGGAAUGAAAUAAGUGAUAUUUUAUACAAUAUAUCUCAUUUUUGAAUUA